Leptopilina boulardi is the source of this 1773-nucleotide messenger RNA. RefSeq lists its product as uncharacterized. The transcript has 6 exons. NCBI's taxonomy places the organism in Eukaryota, Metazoa, Arthropoda, Insecta, Hymenoptera, Figitidae. The record is from RefSeq and is a predicted model, not a curated record. The coding region runs from base 291 to 1097 and encodes 268 amino acids.
UAACGAUUAUUUGACAAUUUCACUCCACAUGGUAAAAUAGUUUAGUUCUUCGUGUUAGUGUGUGGUAGGUUGUUAUGGCACGGACCUAGGCUAAAUGAAAAAUUGACAUUUGAAAAAAAGAGUGCCAUUGGAAAUGUCGAGAAACGAAGACGACAAACAAGAAUGAUACGUGAUUGUUUUUUCAAGGCAGACGCGGCGGGGGUGUGACGUCUCUUAUUCCCACAAGGUUAAAAGUCUGGUGUUGUCGACAAAAAAAUCGACAACAACCGGGUAUUAUUGAUGAAAAUUUAAUGGAUUGGAAGAGUCGGAUACGUGAAGAGAUGCCAUUAAGUCCAAUGGUACACGGUGGUGUACAAUCGGGAAUUUCAAGUGCCGCAAAUUCUGGCCAAACAUCACAAAUAACACCAACAAGUUGUACGCCACCACCUGCUUAUCACAAUAUUAAUUUACCACUUGAGCAUCUUGCAAUAUCAGCAAGUGAUCGUGGAGCACCGCCUUCAUAUGAAGAGGCCAUCGAUCCUAAUGCUCCUCCACCAUCGUACGAUUCACUUUUUGGCCGCAUGAGAGAAGCACACAAAGCAUCCAAGGGAAUAUUUGAAUUUCUGAAAAAUAUUCUCAUGCUACUUUUAGGCACAAUUGGAUGCACAAUACUCUUGGGAAUAACGACUGUGAUUCCAAUUUGUAUGAUGGUAAUUGGUGGACUGUAUCUCUACGAUUGUCCGCAGGGUGAAUACAUUCCUGUUUAUUUAUUAGUUGGCGGUGGAUUUGGUGUUUUUAAACAACUUCUUCAUCUUUCGACGAGAGUUCGACAACGUCCCGAGGAAAGGGAUGAGGAAAGAAUACGACAGUCACCCACGCAAACAUUAAUCAAUUGUUUUAUGCUUGGAUGGUUCAUUAUCGGUUCAAUGUGGGUUUACAAAGAAUAUGAACCAAAUUAUGAUCCAUCUUUGGGGAAAUAUUGCAAUAAAACACUUUAUUUAUUUGCCUUUUGGCUUAUUACCUCUGUGUAUAUUGGAUUGGGCGUUAUCACCGCUGGAUUAUGCAGCAUUUCUGUCGCUAGUAUCGCUUUUGAGAGGCCGCCACCUGAUUUAAUGUGAAAUUUGCUUCAAUCACCGACAGCAAGAGCUUGAUGACAAAAAGAUAAAUAAAAAUCUCAGUCGGUAUAUCAUAAAAAUAAUUUUUUUUUUUUUUUUUUUGAAAAAGAAAAGAUAAAAAAAUUCUUUUCUUUUUCUACGUAACUGUGAUUUACGAAUCUACAAUUUAAACAAAUUUUUUCGUGUGCCAAGGGAACAACAAAAAAAAAAAAUUGAAUUUCAGAACGAAAAUUUUUUUCUUUUUUUUCGAUAAAAAUUUUCGUUCUGAACUUUGUGUUUCGAAUUUCUAUAACACAUUUGUUAUAUAUACAUAUAGAAGGAAAAAAAAUUUCCUCGGAAAAUUCCUGAAUGUUAAAAAAAAAAGAAUAUCAGGAAUUUAAUAUUGUCGUCGAAAGAUUUUUUUUUGAGAUUUUUCGCGAGUCGUUUAAAUGCAAAAAAAAAAAAAAAAAAAGGGAAAAGAAACGACAACCGAAUUGUACAUAUGUUUAGAAAUGAUGCGCUUAUUGAGUGAUUUACAUUUCUUUUUUUUUUUUUUGAAAAAAGAAAGAAAAAAAAACAAGACUGUUUCGAGUCAUCGUCAAUGUAUUAAAAAAAAAAAAAGAUUUUGUAACUAUUUUUCUUUCCGUCCCUGUCGAUCUCUAUGUUUUUUAUACAUAUAUAAAUAUAAAUAUAUAUUUUU